Paramecium sonneborni is the source of this 1862-nucleotide messenger RNA. The record is from the annotation of a GenBank genome assembly. NCBI's taxonomy places the organism in Eukaryota, Ciliophora, Oligohymenophorea, Peniculida, Parameciidae.
AUGAGAAUGUGUUAUUAUGAUGAAAAUAAUUAUUUAGUUCAAGAUUCAAUUUCAAUAGUAAAACAUUAUUUUUCUGGUUGGUUUAUAAUUGAUAUAAUAUCAGUAAUUCCUUUAUAAUAUUGUCAAUUAAUUAAAGUUUUUAGAAUUAAAAGAGUUUAAUAAAUUGUGAGUGCUUCUUCUUUGAAUUAAAAUAAGAUGUAAUUUUAUUGAUUAAUUUAUUAAAUAGCUUAGAUUUUAUGAUUAAUUUUUUAGAUGUGAAAUAAUCAACUUUUUUAUAAAUAUUAUUUUUUAGUAUAAUUGGAUUUCAUUAUUCAACUUGUCUAUGGGCUUUAUCUAAGUAAUGGUCAGAUAACUAAAUUCCUAAUUAUAUAGAUGCUAUGUAUUGGGCAAUGUAAACUUUAUCAACAACUGGAUAUGGAGACAGAACUCCAUCCAGUAUGCUUGAAUAUAUAAGUACUAUUGUUUGUACACUUUGUGGGGGUAUAUUUAUGAGUUUAGUAAUUGGUAAUUUAAGUGGGAUUCUUGCUGAUAUUGAUACUGAGAGUUAAUAUAAUAAAACUUUAAAUGAUCUAAAAGUCUUAUUUAAUUAAGUUACUAUCCUACCUGAUUAUAAAUCAGAAAUUUUAAAUUUUAUUCUUACUAAUCAUAAAUACAAUUAAAGUUGGUCAUUAAAUUAAUAAGAAUGGUUUAAGAUACUGCCUUAAAAUAUAUAAAAUAAUAUUUUAUUAGCUGUAGCAAAAAAGGAACUAUUGGGAAUUUCUAUUUUUAGAAUAUCUAUUCCAUUUUCAUUAAAAGUUAUUAGACAUACAAGUUUAAUGAAAGCAAAAGCUGGAUAAUUUCUCUGGUUAAAAGGAGAUCCUGUUGAUGAAAUAUUUUUUCUAGUUGAAGGAAUUAUUUAAUAUAGAAAUUAAUUUGGUAAAGAACUCCUUGAAAUUAAAGCAGGUUCUAUUUUUGGAGAAUAAGAAUAUUUUAAUAGAAGAUAAAUUGUAUAAAGAUAAUAACAGCGUAAAUAAUAUGCAAUAGCAAAAUAGGAUUGUUAUUAUUUAAUUGUUCGUUAUUCUAAUUUUUUUAAAUAUUUAAAAGAAUUUCAAGCUUUAUAAAAAUAUUUAAAGAUUUUAGCUGAACAUAGAUUAGAUGAUAUCUUAAUUAGAUGUAAAUAAUAUGAGGUAGAAGCAGAAAAAGAGAGAACUAAUGAAUAAAAAUUAGAAUUAAUAAAGUCUGCAAAUAGAAUAGAAGUAAGAGAUUAUAAAGGAAUCAUAAAACAUAAAUAAAGUGUCAUUUAUGAUACUAGGUAGAGUAACACUGAAAAUAUUCUUGAAAAGAUAUUAAAAAAUAGAGUAACAAAAUUAAAGAUGUUGAUGGAUAGAUUUAGAAAAGUUGUUUAAAUGAUUAUUUUUGCAAAUAGAACUUUAGAUAAAUAAUAUUCAUCAAAAUCAACAUCAAUUCAAAAUUCUUAGACUAAUUUAAGAAAGGUUAGAUCUAAUUAAGUUGUACCUAUGGGUAUUUUACUAAAAAUGAGGUAAAAAUUCAUUCAAAUUAAAUAACUUAAAAAAAUUUCAUUAGAUAAAAAAAAUUAAUUCAAAAAAAUAUUAUAAACCUUAAGUUCAAGUUAAAUUAAUAAUUCAUUUAAUUAAUUACCAAGAAAUAAUAGUGAAGAAUUAGGAGACAAAAAAAAGAAAAGUGUUAUAUACAUUCGUAAUACAUCUUAAAAAUUAGAUGAAUUUUUUGCUUAAAUGAAAGUUUUAGAGAGAAAUCUUAAUUUAGCAAAAUGGGCAAUUUAAGAAAGUUAAAAAGAUUUAGAAAAGGAAUUAUAAAGUAUAAAAAGAUUAUUUGAAAAAUAAGAUUUCUCAAAUGUCAUUUGA